Molecule: messenger RNA, 249 nt
Organism: Fusarium sp. VM40
Lineage: Eukaryota; Fungi; Ascomycota; Sordariomycetes; Hypocreales; Nectriaceae
Source: the annotation of a GenBank genome assembly
AUGACUCAGUCCAACGACCAGAAGAUCGCCGAGACCCAGGCCAACCUUCCUCUCCCCGACCAGCCCCCCAAGGCCUCUGACUUCAACUCCCUUGAUGCCAGCACCGUCAACGUUGGCUCUGGCAAGCAGGAGGGGCAUGUUGGCACCGAUGCCGCCGCUCAGUCUGGCCUCCGUGGGCCCGCCACUAAGGGCGAGGAGGUCGACCUGAGCAACGUCGGCCGUGAGGGUGUUGAGAAGCGUCAGCAAUAA